Molecule: messenger RNA, 6565 nt
Organism: Nematostella vectensis (starlet sea anemone)
Lineage: Eukaryota; Metazoa; Cnidaria; Anthozoa; Actiniaria; Edwardsiidae
Product: nuclear pore complex protein Nup205
Exons: 36
Coding region: 84-6236 (2050 amino acids)
Biological process (GO): nuclear pore organization
Cellular component (GO): nuclear pore; nuclear pore inner ring
Molecular function (GO): structural constituent of nuclear pore
Source: RefSeq, a predicted model, not a curated record
GCCUUUUAAUUGGAUCCAGGCUCUUUCAAAGGUCUGGCUGGCGCGGAUGCUAAGUAGGCCAUGCCUUGGCGCCGAAACACAAAAUGGCGGAAGGUGACAGAGGGAUUUGGAAACCAUAUAAAGAGUUGUUAGCGAUUGUGGAGAGAGCCGUCACUCGAAAAAGUCCGGAAUGCCACCACGAUUUGGAAGUAGCACUGAAGAAAUUCAAGCCUGAUUUCAUCGCAUUGCUGAAAAAUCCUGCCAAAAACCCAAACUACAGACAACAAAUAAAGAAUGCACAUCAAGAAGGCAUCAUUUUCAGUGGACGCCAAGAGAAGCAAAAGCUUCCGGAACAAUUCAUCCAAGAAGCACUGAUCAUCAGUGACAUACUAGACUUGAAUGAGCUAGCCAGUGUUGAGCUUCUAUUGGCUGGUGAACAACAGCAACCAAAUUUUCCAGGCUUGACGAGAGGCCUAGUUGCGGUGUUAUUGUACCAUGAUGGGAGGCGCUGCCUGGUCAGUGCAUUGAAAACUUUGAUCCAAGCGAGGGAAGGAAUAACCUGGACACUAGGACUCACUGAUGAUCUCUGUCAGUUAAUCACUAAAUUCACAAACGAGCUGAGAGAGGAAGGUUUAACAGCAACAAUUCUGAACCAGCUAGAGCAGAUUGACCUUAAGGUUGAGCUUGAGAAACUUCAAAAAGGCCAGGCUAUCGGCGAUGAGCACCACAAGCGACAACUGAUAGACUUCAUCACAGACCAGCGGCAGCUUCUUGCCGAAUGUCUCUAUGGGCUGGCCUGUCAAUCACCUCUGCCAAGGAACGACUGUCUUCAGUUGCUGGGUUACCUGAAGAAGUGUCAAUCACUUGAAGUUGAUGGACGGCUUGAUAGUGUGACACUGAUGGUGUUGAUGGCGAUGUUGUAUUGUUUGAAUGUUGAUCCACUAGAUGAUGCUAAUGAGUUACAGACUUUCAUCAAUGAAGGUUCCCUUCCACUGCUAUCUGACCCAUCAUUCAUACCAGACCUACAUCGUGAGCUUGCAACAUCAACCUGGUUAAACAGUGGUCUCUUAGCAACCAUCCAGUUUGCCUGGUCACUUGUCCUACGCUCAUGCAGUCAGUGGUCCAGCUUAGCCGCGUCAGCUGCAGAUAUCUUGGAGGAAGACGAGGCCGUGCUGGAUAUGGCUGUAGAGGGGAGAGUGUUUGCUUUCCUCAGGUCGUCUAUGGUUCAAGCUAGUAUUUUUCACCAUGAGGAUUAUUUUGUGAGAAGACUGCAUUCUCUUAUAACGGGAUUCAUAGUAAAGAUGCCACUGAAGGUGAAGGAGCUACGUAACCAUGGUGACGAGGCCGCCCGUAUCCUGCUGGUACACCUGCAGGAGGGCCUGGAGCCUCCCGAAGACCUGCCAACACAUUUUGAAGACCUGUUACUUUUGAUUGGGGACGUUUACAGCAAAGAUCCAAGUGGACUAGAACUAGCCACAGACUACUGGUGCGUCCCAGACCCUGUGACCACACCCUUCUCGCCUUACGCCCGGGCAGUCUCGCCAGCCUAUCGUCAGCGCCUCUCCUCCAAGCAAGUCAGUCUGAACAAGUUUGUCCACCUGGCUGGGGACCUGUUGCCUUUGCCGUUGUUUGUGCCAUAUAUGGAUAUGCUGGUUGGCCUGUGUACAAGUCCACAGGGUGCCCACCAUUGCUUCAAUAUGUUAAAGACGACAGCUAAUAGCACAGUGUCGUGGGAUCACUUCUUCACGGCAAUUAAACAAUACUAUAUGGACUUGCGACAAAACGGUAGCCAGGCAGGAGGGGAAAUCCACCGGGCCCAUUCUCCAAACUGCAGUGUGUCUCAGACGGAGCUGGAGGGACUGGAGGCUGUGCUGAGGGUCACUGAAAGAGUUGCUGAUCAGGAUGAAGUUGCUCGUAUCGCCCUGUGUGAGAGUCAAGUUUGGUUACCAGUUGCCUCUUUGUUUGGUUUGCUUGGAUGCUCAAUCCCUAUUAGUCUUAAGGCCUGCAUACUCAACACCCUGGCGGCGUUUGCCAAGUCACCAGAGAUAGCAGCCUCUAUGUGGCAUACCUUGGAAUUGGCACAGGUUCUACAGACAGUUGAACAACCAGGGCAGACAGCACAAGGCACUAGUGGUAUUCAGGCCGAGUUGAAUGAGUUGGAAUCCCGUAGCGAGGUUUAUCCUGAGACCCGUGCCUUUCUCAAGCUGAUGGCUGCCCUGACAGACAUCCCUGUCCCUACCGCACUGGGCGUCGGCUAUCGCGUACCAGGGUUUGAGCCGUAUCUAGUGUUCCUUAGAGACCAGGUGCUCCUCAAAUUCAGCACAAGAGCAUAUAAAGACCCAACAGAAAAGUGGCAAGUGGCUUGUGGUGUGCUGGAGAUCCUGUUCAAACUCUUGGAUGCAUACUCCCCUCAGCCAGGAGACUUUGUGGAUCAGUUCAUGGAGGGGAGGGGUGGGGAAAGGCAUCUUGUCCCCAAACCAGCAGGAUUCUCAAUUAUGGUACACAUGAUGAACGACACCCAGAUGCUACAAAUGGUUCUUUCCAUUAUUGACCAAGCCUCAACAGCGUUAGACAUGUUGACAGCAACAUCAGAAGGAAAGGACGAACUUGAAAGAGCCACCUUGCUUUGCUUACGGGUGGUUGAGGUGACACUUGAGAGACAGGAGACCUUCAUGGACAUGCUACGAAGUGUGGUUCAUGGCUCUGCCGUAAUGGUGACACCACUGCAACACUUAUUGAUGACGGUCAACCCUGCCACUCAGAAGGCAGACUACCUGCUCAAAGUAACUAAAUACCUGACCCUGUCUCACAUCAGCCCAGAGCUCAGUCUCUCUGCCAUCAAGAUCCUUUGCCAGGUCGGCCAGUCGCAGCCUGUGCAGUCACACCUGGUCGGGAUCCUCACAGCAGACAAGGCAAUGUCUCAGAAGAUUCUCAUAGGAUUUGUUGAUCACCUUGAUAUUGACGAGCCAGAGGAACAGCAUACACGAGAUAUGCUAGAGAUAGGGGAAGAGUACCUAGAUGAGAAGUCCUACGAUCCAACUCAGUUGCACAAUGCUACGAGGCAGAACAUUCUACAGCUCCUCUUAUACUCCCUGGCCUUCCCGGCCCCAAACCUGGCGCACUUCCUUCUUGGCUUUGAGCUACGCAGGCCAGUGUCCAAGACAAAUAUCCAGUUGCCAGGUGUGCUUGGUGCCCCGAAGACUUGCCUUCAUGCAAUCGUGGACAUACUAAACAGGGGUGUCGACAGCCAUCAUGGACCAACCAGUAUCAUCGAUGCACCCCGCUUCUCCGCCCUAGCCUACAAACUCAUCUACUGCCUUUGUGCCAACAAAGACACCUUCAUGCCCACAUUGCGGUUCUUAAGAACAAGUCAUGACUUCCUGUACCAGCACCUACAACACCUGCCAUUUAAACAAGUAGUUGCCAUGGAGUCCAGCACUGACCUGGUCCCGCCCCUUUGUAUAGCCAAUCAGCAGUCAUGGCUUUUGAGGAUUGCUGCCAUUGAGCUGAAAGUGACAGCUCAAAGCCGUCAGCGCUCUCACACACAGAGAUUGCUUGGACUGCUGUUGAAUGAGCCCUCGACGCUUGGCUUACUGAAUGCCUCCCAGAUGACUGACAUUGUCCCACACCCAGACGAUGACCUAUCGGCAACGAACAUAAGUCUUUAUCAGACGGCACUGUAUGCUGAGCCAACACCAAACCAGCAGCCAGGCCGGCGAAAAAUCCUGAGCAUCCUAGACUCUGUUGAUUUCUCUCAAGACUUCCCUCCACAGCUACAGCUGAACUAUUUCGACCCUGGGGUGAUGGAGCGAGUGAUUGCAUCAUGUGAGCUCAAGUCAGAAGAGACUGGGGUCCAGUAUUGCAACAUUCGGGAACUCAACAGACUCUUACGCAACGAGAUUAGCAAUGCCCAGGGCCCCAAUGCCGCCGGACAGAAGAACUUCCUAUUUCAGGAGGUUAAGGACAUCCUUAGCAAUGUUGUACAGCGAAACAUGGUACGCGAGAGCCUGCAGGCGAAAAAGGAUGCCUUUGAGUCAUGGCGCCAGGUGAUUGAGGUGGCAUUAGCGACAUGCCCAGGGGAUAUCCUGCUGCAAGAUGUCAAGCAAGCUGUGAUUCUAGAAACUCUACAAGACUUGCUAAUGAAGAUAGCACAAGAGGAUGCCCUACAAGAACUGACGUCACCCGUCUCUGGCGUCAUCAUGAUGCUGAUGACACAUCUUCGACACUGCACUAACCGCGGCAACAUGACCACACCCACAAGCACCUUACACACCUCUACUCAAGACAGGUCCUUUGCCGUCAGCCGAGGUAAUGUCCCCUCAGGGCCCCUGUUCGCUGUCCUGAGGGGCAUUAUUGAGGUGGUGCUGAGGUCUGGUGGGGGUCUUCAGCGCGUGAGGGCUAACCUUUACACUGCCCUGCUGUAUUUCAUGCAGAUUGUCCAAAAACCUGACGACCCAAAGGAUACAGGUGUUCUUGAGGGCGUACUGUCUCAGCCUGGUCAAUCAUGGGAUCUAGGGACACUCUCUGUUCUGUCGAGUUAUGGGGAGCCCUUCAUGGAGAUGCUUUGUCGGGAUGCUUGCGAUGGACAUGAUAUCGGACGGAUGCUGGCAUUUUCUCUUCUCAAUGCUAUCGUCAACGUCGACUGGCAGAAGCGAUGGCUGACAUACUUCUCCAUGAAGGGCUUCCUGGCCACGAUAGUCGAGGGGCUCUCCCAAGAGGAUGAGGCCCUGCAGACCAUGCUAUACCCCUCCCCAGGGUCCCUCAAGGCUCUGUAUGUGUACGAGUCCAAGAUGUCCCUGUUGACGUGUAUUGCUCAGUCCCAGGAGGGGGCCCAGGCCCUGAUGCAUGCUGGACUACUAGCUAGGCUUGCUGAGUGCAGCUUUCUUGAUCAGAGACCCGAGUACGAGUUUCAUAGCAGCAUGAAUGGCUAUGGUGACGAGGACUCGUUUGUGCCGUCCGUCAUGGACCGGUAUCGACAGCUGCUGUUACCAGCUCUUCAAGUCAUUAGCACAAUCCUGGCCUCACUUGGGCCACAACACAGGGAGGCAUCCAUGAAGGUGCUGGGUGUGGUGGUGUCACACGCCGAUGUGUUCACAAGCAUCCUCCAGGACCGCACACCCGUACACACGCCCUCCUCCCUACAGGAGCUUGCUCUCAUUACAGGGAUCAUUUGUAACGCUGCUCUCACAGAGACUAGUGUUCUUGACGAGGAUACAAUCCUCGAAGAUGAGAUCAAGUUGCGUGGACCGCUGGCCAGGAUUCAGAGGCUCAUGCUGGCGCUACUUCCCAAAUACUGCUCCAGCGAGAACUGGGACAAGGUUAUCAAAACGGUCGCCGCACAGAACUCCCCCCAUCAAGGCCCAAGCAGCAAACUCAGUCCCGUAGCCAUGGAAACAGCAGAGAUGCUCCACCGGAUCUGCUGCAAUGUGAUUGGCUACUGCAGAACAAUAGUCAGCUCUUCAGGCUCGGCCAAGUGUAAUAUCCACGUGGUGUUUGGUCCAAGUAUGGCCGAUAUCCUGACCAGGGACACACACCGGACAAGGACAGACAGUUACCGUGCAGCCGCUGUGCAUACGCACCGCCCUCCCAGCCUGGGUGUUCUAGUGACCGUCAUCAAGGGGUGCGCUGACCAGAUGGGCCGUGCCGUGGACGUGUACAAACAGACAAGCCUCAAGCAGCAGAACAUGGCAGAACUCACCGGGGAAGAACUGCGAGAGCUGAGCCAGCUACAGGCGACUGCUGCACCCACUGACAAGAUGUCCACGGGUCAACGGCAACAGCUUGCUUACAAAUGCUUGACACAGAUCGUGGACUUCAAACAACAGGAAAUCUACACCCAUCUUUAUAUCAUCGAGAGCUCCCUCUUUAUUUUAUGGCGACACUUGGAUUACUUUUAUCUUCGGUGCAUUCCGUCAGACGAAGAAAACACCCUACUAAACCAGGGGCAGGCGUCAACUCGGAUGAGGCGACUACAAGAGUUUUCCGUAACAGACAACCAGUCACGCACACCGCAACACAAGCAUGGCGUGACUGGGGAUGGCGUGACAAGGGACGAGAUUCAGACGCUCAAGCAGGAAGCGUCCAGUUGUGUGACGGAUGUGCUACUGAAGAAACUCGUAGACCUAGAGCAGAAUCACGGGAAGGCAAGGUCCCGGAUGUCUUUCAUCCAAGUCCUUGUUCGUCGCGUCAAACGCCUUCUUACCCUACAUGGAAUCCAUUCCCUCGACGAGCUCGGCCCGGCGCGGAAAUCAGCAUGAGCCUUCAGUGCAUGGUGUUUUGAAUUUUCAGGAUAGUACUUCAUGUAGCCAGCAAUAGUGUGUCAACCAAAACCCUAACCAUAACCAUAUAUCCAUAUUGCUGCUACAUGAAGUACUAACUUCUUUUCAUUGCGCACGGACACAAACGGGCACACGACGAGCACACAGUUUAACAAUGGCUGGAGGGGUUGUGUGUGUGUGGGGGGGGGGGGGGAGUAGCCUUGCAUAAAGUUAGAGAAAUGACGCAAACGAAAUACCAAUCUACACGUUUGUAAUCAUCAAUUAGAAAAUUCUCUGAUUUUGUAGAAAUAAAAAAAUUUAUAUUCCUA